AUGGGAGAGAAUCCAAGAGUAGCUUUGAAGGAGUUGGGAAUUCCCGGUGCUUAUAGGUUUGAGAGUGGCAUUGCUCCACCUACAACACCGGCAAACGAUUUUGAAAUUAGACCGGCCAUUAUUACUUUGAUAGAAAGGAGGCAAUUUAGUGGAGCCAAGAGUGAGAGCCCGUUGAAUAACCUAAAGGAAUUUGAGAAGUAUUGUAAUACUAUCAAGGUGAACGACAUUUCUCAAGAGUUCAUUCGGCUAAAGUUGUUUCCUUUUUCUCUUAUUGGUCGUGCCUUAGAGUGGUUGGAUAAAGAGGUUAAGCUAAAUUCCCUUAGGACAUGGGAUGAAGUCACCAAAGCUUUCUUGUCUCACUUUUACCCACAAAAGAAGACGGUGGAGCCUAGAGCCUUGAUCCAAGGAUUCAAACAAAGGCCUAAUGAGAAUCUCUAUGAAGAAUGGGAGAGGUACAAGGAGUACCAAAGUGAGUGUCCACAUCAUGGAAUUCCUACCUAUCAAGUGAUACAAAUUUUCUAUGGAGGCUUGAGUGCUCAAGGGAAGGAAGUGACGUCGAUCAAAGCAAAGCUUCAGAGUGUUUCUACGAAUUCAUUGAGUCUUCCCUCCCAAUCCAAAGGGAGAGGUACACUUUCUAACUCUUCUUCUUCUACUUCCAAUAACAUGCCAAGUGGUUGUCUAUUUUGUGAUUCUUGUGGAUCUUAUGAUCAUGAUUCUUCCAUGUGUUUUCAAACUUUUGUUGAUGGAUGUGAUGAUGUUGAAAUUAAUGAAUGUGAACAUGUGAACUUUGUGUCUAAUUUCAAUGGUGGUCAAAGGUUUGAUGGACCUAAGAAUUUUAGUAAUAGGAAUUCUCACCCCCAAGGUGGUUUCGAUAACUACAACAAUGGAGGCUAUAGGAACCAAGGAAACCAAGGUUUUCGAGGUAACUAUAACAACCAAGGCUAUAGUAAUCAAAACCAGAGCCAUGGGUAUGGUAACCAAAGUCAAUCUCAAGGCUUUGGUAAUCAUUACCAUAAUGGUGGCAAUAAUAAAGGCCGUGGCAAUUGGAACAACAACCAAAAUCGGGGAAGUUUUCAAAAUAAUAACCAAAGGGGACCCCCACCAGGUUUUGCUCCAAAGCCUCAAGGCAAUGGUGAAAAUUCUUAUUCCCAACCAUCAUCAUUUAAGACAAAUUUGGAAGAAAUGAUUGAUAACCAAACCAAGAUCAUCAACACAUAUAUGGCGGUGAGUGACAAGAAAUUUAAUGAGAUGAUGACUCAUAACAAAAUGCUUGAGACACAAAUAACCCAACUAGCCAACAUUAUAAAGGAUUGUGCUAGUCCAUCCUCUUUGCCUUCUCAAGGAUUGGAACCUAAGAAACCCGUUUAUUCUAUUACCACUAGGAGUGGGAGAGUUCUUAAUGAGGGAGCUUCUAGGUCCAUUGAGGAGGAUGAGGAAAGGAGUGACCCAAGAGUGGAAGUUGAGAAAGUUGAGUCUAAGAGUGUGAGUUAUGAGGAUGUGCAAGAGCAAAAAAGGAGUAGUGAGAAAGAGCGUGAGGAAGUGCGGAGACCCGACCUCCCAGACCCACAAAAAUUCUUGAGGCACAAAAUUGAUGAGCAAUUUGGAAAGUUUAUUGCUAUGCUCAAGGAAGUUCACCUUUCUAUCCCCUUCACCGAUGCAAUUACCCAAAUGCCUAGGUACUCUAAGUUCCUUAAGGAGAUUUUGAGUGGGAAGAGAAUGUGCAAUGAAGUUGAUUCGGUUGAAGUUGGGAGUUGUUGUAGUGCUUUGAUUCAUAAUGAGUUGCCCAAGAAGAUGGAGGAUCCGGGAAACUUCUCUAUUCCAUGUGAGAUCAAAAGGAAAAUGUUUAAUAAUGCUUUUUGUGAUCUUGAAGCAAGUGUGAGCGUCAUGCCUUAUUCAAUUUUCAAGAAACUCGAGCUAGGUGAGCUACUCCCAUCUAACAUAACCCUUCAAUUGGCCGAUCGGACUACUAUGAUUCCAAAGGGGAGAGUUGAGGAUGUUCUUCUUAAGAUAGGAGGGUUCACUAUUCCCGUUGAUUUCAUUGUGCUUGAGAUUGCGGAAGAUGACCCCUAUCAUUUUAGGAAGACCUUUCUUAGCCACUUCGGGAGCCUUAAUAGAUGUGAAAGGAGGCCGUAUUACCUUGAGAAUUGGUAA
Molecule: messenger RNA, 2151 nt
Organism: Chenopodium quinoa (quinoa)
Lineage: Eukaryota; Viridiplantae; Streptophyta; Magnoliopsida; Caryophyllales; Amaranthaceae
Product: homeobox protein 2-like
Exons: 2
Coding region: 1-2151 (716 amino acids)
Source: RefSeq, a predicted model, not a curated record